Messenger RNA from Cavia porcellus (domestic guinea pig), 1771 nucleotides. RefSeq names its product RAD23 homolog A, nucleotide excision repair protein (gene Rad23a). The transcript has 9 exons. Bases 122 to 1210 code for a protein of 362 amino acids. Gene Ontology annotation, molecular function: ubiquitin binding; polyubiquitin modification-dependent protein binding; proteasome binding. Gene Ontology annotation, biological process: proteasome-mediated ubiquitin-dependent protein catabolic process; nucleotide-excision repair. Gene Ontology annotation, cellular component: nucleoplasm; cytosol. The record is from RefSeq and is a predicted model, not a curated record. NCBI's taxonomy places the organism in Eukaryota, Metazoa, Chordata, Mammalia, Rodentia, Caviidae.
CGCGCGCGCCGCUCGACCCGGAAGCGCUUGGCGCGCGGCACGGCUGGGCGCUAAGAUGGCGGCGGCGUGAGUUGCAUGUUGUCGGAAGAUCAAGGGGCCGCCGCGUUGCUCGGGCCCCGCCAUGGCUGUCACCAUCACGCUCAAAACGCUGCAGCAGCAGACCUUCAAGAUCCGCAUGGAGCCUGAUGAGACGGUGAAGGUGUUGAAGGAGAAGAUAGAAGCAGAGAAGGGCCGUGAUGCUUUCCCAGUGUCUGGACAGAAACUCAUCUAUGCUGGCAAGAUCCUGAGCGAUGACGUCCCCAUCAGGGACUAUCGUAUUGAUGAGAAGAACUUCGUGGUUGUCAUGGUGACCAAGGGCAAAGCUGGCCAGGGUACCCUGGCACCCCCAGAGAUCUCCCCCACUGCUGCCCCAGAGCCCUCUGCCCCCUUCCAGCUGACCUCUGCCCCAGGCAUGUCUCACCCAUCACCUGCCACCAGAGAUGACAAGAGCCCAUCAGAGGAGUCAGCUCCCACAGCGUCACCAGAGUCAGUGUCAGGCUCUGUUCCCUCUUCAGGUAGCAGCGGGCGAGAGGAAGACGCAGCCUCCACGCUAGUGACGGGCUCUGAGUACGAGACGAUGCUGACGGAGAUCAUGUCCAUGGGCUAUGACCGGGAGCGUGUGGUGGCCGCCCUGAGAGCCAGCUACAACAACCCGCACAGGGCCGUGGAGUACCUGCUCACGGGAAUUCCGGGCAGUCCUGAGCCUGAACACGGUUCCAUCCAGGAGAGCCAGGCAUCUGAGCAGCCAGCCACAGAGGCAGGAGAGAACCCCCUGGAGUUCCUACGGGACCAGCCACAGUUCCAGAGCAUGAGGCAGGUGAUCCAACAGAACCCUGCACUGCUGCCGGCCCUGCUCCAGCAGCUGGGCCAGGAGAACCCUCAGCUGUUGCAGCAAAUUAGCCGGCACCAGGAGCAGUUCAUCCAGAUGUUGAACGAACCCCCUGGGGAGCUGGCAGACGUCUCCGACGUGGAGGGGGAGGUGGGCGCCAUGGGCGAGGAUGCUCCACAGAUGAACUACAUCCAGGUGACGCCGCAGGAGAAGGAGGCCAUCGAGAGGUUGAAGGCCUUGGGCUUCCCCGAGAGCCUGGUGAUCCAGGCCUACUUUGCGUGUGAGAAGAACGAGAACCUGGCAGCCAACUUCCUCCUGAGUCAGAACUUUGACGACGAGUGACCCUGGCUGGGAGCCAGGUGGCCCACUGCCCCACCCUGCCCUGCUCCACAAAAGUUUUAUAAAAGAAAAAAUAUAUAUAUAUUCAUCUUUAUUUAAGAAGUGAAAAGAAAGUCAAAAGCCUUUUUAAAAAAGCCAGCCUAGCGUCCUACCCUCUUCAAUAGCCCGCUCCAUCCCCGGUCUUCGAGGAUCCAGACCAGACAGCUGUCCCCAUCCUCCCAGCCCAGCCUGCUCGGAGUAGCUGGCAGGGCCAAGAGGCGACAGAUGGGCCCCUCUUGGCUUCUGUCCCAGCUCCCUCAGCCAGAUGGAGAGGCGGCUGUUUGCUCCCCACUGUGCCGUCCUCCAAGAUGAGGGGAAACUGGAGCCCAAAACUUUGAUCCUGUCAGAGUGGCCCGUCUCCUUCCAUCUGGGGCAGUCCGAAAGGCCCCUCCCUAGUCUGGCCUCUGCCUCCAGCCUCGGGGCCAGGCAGGCACCACAUCCGCUCUGGAGGCCAAGGCCCUCCCCAUCCUGAACAGAACCGUGUCUCUGAUAAAGGUUUUGAAGUGAAUAAAGUUUUAAAAAUGA